AUUGCUUCAUAUGAAGAUGAAAAUGUAAUUUUAGACAAACCUAUCAUCAAUUCACCCAAGGGCGAGGAAAAUAUUAAGAAUAUUCAAUUUGUUAAUAAUCUUGAAAAUUUAUCAUUACUGACAAAUACCAUCAAAGAUACUUUAUCAAAUCUAUCGAAAUCAUCCCAAUAUUCUAUAAUAAUUGAUUCGAUCAAUCCUUUACUUAUAUCAUCAUCAAAUUCUUCUACUAUUUCUUUUUUAAGAAAAUUAUCUAAUGAUUUACAAGCUACAACUUUGAUAACAGUUAAAAAUAAAAAACAAUUCAUCAAAGAUUCAUCGCCAUCAACAUCAUUGUUAGGACAUAUAAUAUCAUCAUAUAUGAAUUGUCCUUACAAUGGAAUAUGUAGCAUACAACAUAAAAAAUAUUCAGGAAAAAUAAUUUAUGAGGAUUUUCAAGAUACAAACACAACUGAUCAAAAGAUUAUUGCAAAUUUAUCAUUUGAUCUAUCAUUAACUGAGAAACAAAAGAAAGCAAAAGAAAAUGUAGUUCUUCCAUAUCUUAAAGUUCAAACUACUGAUAGUAGUUCUAAUUUCAAUACUACUGGAGGUGAAGAUUAUCAUUAUCGAUUUAUUAUUUGA
Entrophospora candida is the source of this 618-nucleotide messenger RNA. The record is from the annotation of a GenBank genome assembly. Lineage: Eukaryota; Fungi; Glomeromycota; Glomeromycetes; Entrophosporales; Entrophosporaceae.